Messenger RNA from Gordionus sp. m RMFG-2023, 1332 nucleotides. Its product is annotated as zinc finger protein 253-like. Gene Ontology annotation, molecular function: DNA-binding transcription factor activity, RNA polymerase II-specific; RNA polymerase II cis-regulatory region sequence-specific DNA binding. The coding region runs from base 1 to 1332 and encodes 443 amino acids. The record is from RefSeq and is a predicted model, not a curated record. The transcript is spliced from 2 exons. Gene Ontology annotation, biological process: regulation of transcription by RNA polymerase II; epidermal cell differentiation. Gene Ontology annotation, cellular component: nucleus. Lineage: Eukaryota; Metazoa; Nematomorpha; Gordioida; Chordodea; Parachordodidae.
AUGAAUGCCUCAAACCAAAUUCCUUUGCCUUUACCUGCCGAAAUUAUACAGGAAAAUCAUUCUUACGGCACUUCAACAUCAUCUAGCCUUACGAUUAAGAGCGAAUUCAAUAGGAAUAGUCGCCGAUGGACUACUACCGAUCAUAAUUUUAAUAUAACAACGUUAGACAGGGCUGCUGAAAAGGCGGGAAAUGAUGAUUCGGGAAAUGGGAGGAUUAAAGUCAUAGCGUGUCAAGUGUGCGGCAAGCAGUUCGCUUACACGAGAUCACUAAAGAGGCACCUCAAAUGCCAUUCGUUAUUGAAGAGUUAUCUCUGCACCUAUUGCUGCAAAGGGUUCAACGUUAAAUUCGAUCUUAAGAGGCAUACCCGUAUCCAUACAGGUGUCAAGCCAUACAAAUGCCAGAUGUGCGAUAAAAGCUUCACUCAAAGGUGCAGUCUAGAAAGUCAUAACAGGAAAUUGCACGGGCUACAAAUGAAAUACGGUUACAAAGAGAGGCGGGAGAAACUGUACGUUUGUGAGGAAUGUGGCUUUACGUCAAAUCGAUUGGAUCGCCGCAUGGAACACUUGAACAAAUUUUGCGUUAAACGCCAAGAGAAACCUCUUCUAAAUACCAAUGACAACAACCUGAUAACGGAGAAAACGGAGAAUAAGGAUAAUGUUCUUAGCCAGAAUUUGGUAGAAAAAGAAGAGAACUUUGAUAAAACCGACAACUUUUUUCCGCGAAAGGCUUUGUCCAUGAAAUCAGUACCAAUUAAGGAAGAACCACGACAACCUUUUUCCGGAAGUAGUCACGAUUUUACUAAUGGCGGAAGCCAUAUGGAACCGUUACAUUGUUACCAUGGAUUGGCAAAAAGAUACUCCAAGAAUGAUAAUGAUAAUAAUGUUUGUUCGCCUUGCGAGGAUUCAAACUAUUCCACAUUUUCGGAGCUUUCGGCGAUUUCUCUUGAAACUACCUCACGCGAAAAAAAGAUUAACAAGAACGAGAUCCGACAUAUUUUAAAGAAACCAGUGGAAAAUAGGAAUUUCUAUAGCGAUAAACCUAGCGGCAAUACUAUUUAUCCUUAUAAUUUUUCUAAAUUACCUCAAACAUACGACGAUUGCUCAAACAGUUUAGAAGCUUUCAUAAUGAGAUGCCAAAGAGCUUUGAUGCCGUACUACUGCAAUCCUAACAACCUCAAUUUUAAAGAAGUGGAAUCGAUGAGGGAGCUCGAAGCCAUAUCACUUAUUUACUAUUUUUAUUACGCCAAUGGGUUCCCCAACCAAUCCACUUACAAUCGCAAUUUACCUCCAACUCUGCCACCAUUAAUGCAUUCCCAUAUCAAGGAUCAUUAA